UGUGCUUAGCACUGGAACAUACUUUUGCUAUAAGAAAGGUUCUUUGGCGGCUUUCUCGCCGUAGUCUUCGACUUGGACGCACACGAAGUGUAGUGAUUGAAAAUUUUCAAAAAGAAAAAAUAAUAAUUUUGUGAUUUUUUUGUUCGGAAAUAAAACCGGAACAUGUCAGCCCUUCUAGUCCAACCCAGCCCCGAAUUGCAAAUCCACAUCAGAAAGGAACUCAACGAAGAUGUCAACACAAGAGACAGCGAUUUGCAAGCCAUCAAGGAUUGGCUACAGAAACAGCCCCAUCUGCCCGACACUUGGGACGAGCAGCGCAUCAUGACCUUCCUGCGCGGUUGCAAGUUUUCCUUGGAAAAGUGCAAACGUAAGCUGGACAUGUACUUCACGAUGCGCGCCGCCAUUCCCGAGUUUUUCACCAAUCGUGACAUUUCCCGGCCUGAGUUGCAAGAAAUCGUGAAAAUCGCCCAAGGGCCCCCAUUGCCGGGCCUCACCCCCGAUGGGAAACGCGUCACAAUCAUGCGUGCCACCCUUAAGGAUUUCGAAACGCCGAAUAUUGCCGACGCUAUGAAAAUCGCACUCAUGAUCGGGGAUGUUCGGCUCGCCGCCGAGGAGGUGGGGGUGGCGGGAGAUGUGUUUAUUCUGGACGCUAGCGUGGCUUCAAUGAAUCAUUUCACGAAAAUCACGCCCACGAUUGUUAAGAAGUUCCUGGUGUGCGUCCAAGAAGCCUACCCGGUCAAGCUCAAGGAGGUCCACGUGGUCAACGCCUCGCCGAUUGUCGAUACCAUCAUUAAUUGGGUUAAGCCCUUCAUUAAGGAGAAAAUCAGGAAUAGGAUCCACAUCCAUCAGGAUCUGGAAUCGUUGUACAAGUUUGUCCCGAAGGAUAUUCUUCCAGAGGAGUAUGGGGGGACUGCCGGGAAAAUGGCCGAUUUUAACGACCAAUGGAUGAAAACCCUCGCAGAGUACACUCCAUGGUUCAAAGAACAGGAAAAUAUCAAAGCUGAUGAGUCGAAACGUCCCGGAAAACCCACCAACUAUGAAGAUCUGUUCGGGCUUGAUGGUAGUUUUAGACAAUUGACCAUCGAUUAAAUGGUAUUGCGAUUACGCUCAACCAAAGCUGAAAUUAUGUUUGGCGCGUCCGGAAAUUUUUUUUGGCUUAAUUUUUUCAUUUUCAUAGUCAUAUUUUUGUACUCAUUUUUUGUAUUAAUAAAGUCACUUUUUUCUUA
This is a messenger RNA of Tribolium madens (black flour beetle), 1226 nucleotides long. Its product is annotated as alpha-tocopherol transfer protein-like. NCBI's taxonomy places the organism in Eukaryota, Metazoa, Arthropoda, Insecta, Coleoptera, Tenebrionidae. Bases 163 to 1089 code for a protein of 308 amino acids. The record is from RefSeq and is a predicted model, not a curated record. Gene Ontology annotation, molecular function: phosphatidylinositol bisphosphate binding. Gene Ontology annotation, cellular component: membrane. The transcript has 4 exons.